Messenger RNA from Octopus sinensis (East Asian common octopus), 846 nucleotides. RefSeq names its product serine/threonine-protein kinase NIM1-like. Bases 1 to 846 code for a protein of 281 amino acids. Gene Ontology annotation, cellular component: cytoplasm. NCBI's taxonomy places the organism in Eukaryota, Metazoa, Mollusca, Cephalopoda, Octopoda, Octopodidae. The transcript has 3 exons. Gene Ontology annotation, biological process: protein phosphorylation; intracellular signal transduction. Gene Ontology annotation, molecular function: protein serine/threonine kinase activity; ATP binding. The record is from RefSeq and is a predicted model, not a curated record.
AUGUUCUCUCAACUUGUCAAGUCUAUUAUCUCAGAAAAGGUGACUGAGGCCACCCAACCCCUAGCCGCUGUCGCCAUUAAAGUUAUCGUAAAGGAAAAGGCAGGAAAGGAAGCCGUCGAGAAGUCGCUAAUAGAAGCAAACAUCAUGAAGUCUCUCGACCACGAAAACGUCAUCAAAUUCUACGAAGUCGGAGAGAAACUCGUGUUAAAACUGGCAGAUUUUGGGCUCAGUGUUCAGCUUAAAGAGUCCUGCCAAUAUUUGGAUCAAUUCGUCGGGACCAUAUGCUACAUGGCUCCGGAAAUAUUCCUCCGUGUCGCCUACGACGGAAAAAAGACUGAUUUGUGGUCAUGCGGAAUAAUUCUGUACUACAUGAUUAACGGGAAAAAACCAUUCUUCGACCUUGAUGACAAAAUAUUGAAGCAUUUGGUGAUUAGCGGGACAUUUGUGAUCCCUAAAAACAUGCCUCGUUGGAGUCAAGAUGUAGUCAUUGGAUUACUGAGACACGAUCCUGAAGAAAGGCUGGGAAUUGAUUUAAUCAAGAAGACUAUUGACAAAUAUUUUGAAAUCAAAUCGGAUAACUUGAAUUCCAAACUCAAUCUCCAUCAGAUGGAAGACGAAGUAUUCACUAACAGUGCUAUCGAACAAUAUGGAGUGGAUCUCAACACGCUCAUUCAAAAGAGGAAAAUCAAGGACCCUCGGAAUUCUGUAGCAGGACUUUACAAUAUUCUACUCCAUCAGAAACAAAAGGCUCGAAUGCAAAUGGAAAGCACUCAUUCUGCCUCUAAAAUUUAUAAAUGGAGACAGUCAAAAAACAAAAAGAAAACCGUGUUUUGCUCAGUAAUGUGA